Molecule: messenger RNA, 2414 nt
Organism: Exophiala mesophila
Lineage: Eukaryota; Fungi; Ascomycota; Eurotiomycetes; Chaetothyriales; Herpotrichiellaceae
Exons: 2
Coding region: 181-2124 (647 amino acids)
Molecular function (GO): protein binding
Source: RefSeq, a predicted model, not a curated record
CUCAGUCAUAAUCUCAACGAGUACUCCGCGAGUGCUGACGCUCAGCACGGACUCCCACUCCUUACUUUGUUAUUCCACUUCCUCUACAUCCAUUGUUACAGACAUACGGUUACUCGAUUGCGCCUUGGACGCGUUUCGCACUCUCUUUCUCCCCCCCCACCACCCACAUCGACCGCAGCCAUGGCUUCCGUCACCAGCUUGGAUCACGACAUGCGCAAGUUGCGCUUGGAUCGAUAUACGCCCGCCGCUGCCAAUCAAGUCCGAUCAUGGAUUGAGGAUGUAUUAGGAGAACCUCUGGCUCCAGGCGACUUGAUGGAUGCGCUGAAGGAUGGUGUCGCCCUAUGCAAACUCGUCAUUCGCGCCGGAGCAUCCAGUGUCAAGUAUAAGCAGUCAAACAUGCCAUUUGUCCAGAUGGAGAACAUCUCUCACUUUUUGCGCGCAUGCGAAAUGCCGCCACUGAGUCUCCCCUCUCAUGAUCGCUUCCUCACAGUGGAUCUUUAUGAUGGCAAAGACCCCGCCCAAGUUCUACAAUGCCUUGCUGCAUUCAGUCGGAAAGCAAACCAAAUCAAUCCUUCAGCAUUCCCCAACACCCUCGGCGCAAAGAGCAAGUCCGCCAUGAGCCCCCAGGGCACCGGCUCGAGCAGCACACCCAGAUCUCCUGCUUACAUGACAAACUCACCUGCCCUCCGGCCGCGUGGAACUAGCACCAACACCCCAGAGCCUCCAUCUAUUGCCUUCAACCCACUUAACAGAGCUGCAUACUCGGGCCGUAUCAGUCCCUCCAAACCCGUGCCCCCUGCAAGUUCACUUGCGAGGGGUGGCCUGGCUACCGGUGGCUCAGUCAGCUCAUGGAGUAAUAAGACAGACGAAGGCAAGACUGCUCCUGCCUGGAAUAUUCACCAGUAUGGCUAUAUGGGCGGGGCAAGCCAAGGGAAUCAAGGCAUCGCGUUUGGUGCUCGCAGACAAAUCACGUCUCCGGCUCCAAAAGUCCCGAGCGUCGCCGAGAAGGAGAAGCGCUUGCGUGAGGAGGAAGAGCAGAAACGACAAGCGGAAGAAGAGUACCAACGUGCUCAAGCCGCACAACGGGAGGCAGAGGAGGAACUGGCCAGAUUGGAGGAAGAACAACGCUGGCUUGCCGAAACUCAACGACAGAAGGAGCGGGAGGCCGAAGAGCGGCGUGCGGCCGAACGAGCGCGAACACAAGAAGAGGAACGCGUGAGACUCGAGGAACAGCGCAGGCAACAGCGUGUCUAUGACCGUGAACGUGAACGCGAAGCACAGGACCAAGCCGAACGAGAGGCUGCCAGCUCCCGCAAUCGUUCUAGAGCGACAAGUGAUGCCAGGCUGAAUGGUCAAUUCUUGAGCCAGUAUCAAUCGAGCCAGCUCGCUAGCCCACCACCCCCGAGCACAAGCCCUGGCCUCCCCCAAGAAACACCAGAGGCUAGGCGUAUCGCCGAGUUGGAGCGCCAACUUGAGCAGAUGCGCUCUCAAUCUCGGCGAACUGGCGCAUCCUCUAUCCAAAUUCCCGACCCAGAACCGAUAUCCUCCAAUACACCAUCGCGAUCGCCUGGGCCAACGAGUCACGAGGAUGACUGGGCAAGCUCUGAGCGAGACUACCUCAAGUCCGAGUGGCAAAAAUCACAGGAUCAUUCAAGUAUCUCCCCAGUCCCGGCGACCUCUCGACCUCUUCCAGACCCGUCGACAUAUAAGUCGUCCUCCGCCACCACCAAUCGCACUGAUCGCUAUCUCAACUCCAACACGGCCCCGACUUCACCACCUCCAAGUCAGCACCGUUACCAAGACUACUCGACCACCCAUGAAGUCGACCUUGAGAAUCAACGACGGCUCCAAUCUCAGCAAAAGACCAAGGCAGGCGCCUGGGCGAGCAAAUCACUCCUGGAGCGGGAGAUGGAGCGUGAACGUGAGCGGCAACGAGAAUGGGAAGAAGGCCAGAAAGCCACGGCGGAAGCGGCGAGGGAUCUCAAGCAAGGUUCAGGUCCGGGGCAGUCAUGGGAUGUCCAUCAAUAUGGCUACAUGGGUGGCGAUAACCAGAACCGAGGAGGAACUGGACUAGGUGUUGGUGGGCCAAGAAGGCAGAUUAUUGGACCACGACCACCGCCAUGAUCAAGAGAUCUAACCCAUCAUCAAAUUCAAGCGUGAUGCCGUUGACCAAGAUGAAGUUAUGAACGAGAUAUAGAGUAUUCUGAUUCGACAUGGUUACAAUUGCACAAGUGACAACAUGGGCGGGACGAGUGAGAUUGAACAUUGGAGCCAUACUUCUUUGUCUAUAGAUGAUGAUGAUGAUGAUGAUUUCUCCGCUGUCGUUGGUCGUGGCAUAGUUAGCGUUGCAUACAUAACAUUACAAAUGUACACAACCACCGCAAUGACCUCGGUCAUAGCUGUGCGAAAAAACC